Messenger RNA from Polychytrium aggregatum, 1130 nucleotides. RefSeq lists its product as uncharacterized. Lineage: Eukaryota; Fungi; Chytridiomycota; Chytridiomycetes; Polychytriales. The transcript has a single exon. The coding region runs from base 147 to 992 and encodes 281 amino acids. The record is from RefSeq and is a predicted model, not a curated record.
CACACAUUCUCUCUCAAGCAUCUCCGCCCCAGCGCUUUGUCUCGACCGUGCUGCAUGUCUGCAAAUCAUCAUACUUCAUCCCCUUUCAACGCCCUCACAUCUUCCACCGCACCACUCCCAAUCUCCUCCGCAAUCAAUACAACCGCAUGUACACUUUUUUUUUGUUUUCGUUUUGGAACUGGAUUCCCAUUGGCUUCUCUAUCUCACCUCUCCAUCCGGCCUCUCCAUUUGGCUUCUAUCUUGCAACACUCUUCUUUUUGCGCCUUUGGUGCUCUUUUGAUUGUUCGUCGAGUCAAUACCGAGCGAUGACCACGUUCCCACUUGCCCUCUCUGUUCAUGCUGUCAUGGAUCGAGUGUCCGGAAGUGGACCGCAACCUGGCUCUUUCUUAGUUUACCUUGGUUCGGUCGACUUGACUCCUGAGUGGCCCUCGCCGGUUUGGCGGAGACCCCAGUCACUCAUAGCUGGCCAUUCCAGCAUCACCCAUUGCGGUUGUCCCUCCAUCGAUCAGUGUGGAGGGACACAUGUUCCCAACCCCAGCACUGCGAUUGCCUUUUAUCCCACGUCGCCUCCUAUGUCCAUUGAAAUCCAUGGUGCGUCUUCCACUCGUCCAAGACCGCCACCUCCGGCUCAACAGAAACGAAAGAACUACCCAAUAUUUAUUUUUAGACUUUUAUUUUUUUGCUUAUGUGUUUGCUUGUGUGUUUGUUCAUGCAGAUUUGAGUUGGAUUGUGAUGUGUCUCUGCCCCAACUCUCGAGUGGGAGGCUCCGAUCCCAUGAUUCUCGGUGCCCCAUCUGUGUUCAUUUCGCUUUGUUUUCGUCCCCAUUUUCCGUUUGUUUUGUUCUGUUUUGUGUUUCCGAUUGUGUUCUCUCUAGCAUCUGUACAAUCUCGUUCUCCCCUGCCUUUGCACCCCAGUCGACUGGGGGGAGGGGAGACUCGGUUCUCCAUCUCUCGCUUCUGAUCGAAUAUGCUUCUCUCAUACAUCAAAAAUGAAAUGCCCAAGAACGCUUGGCGAAAUAAAAUGACCAAGUACAGCGAACACACACAUUAUUCAAAUGGAUGCAUCUCUCACACCCUCACAUCGCGACAUCAAUGCCGGCUGAUCGUCACCACAGGAGAUCGACCGAAUAU